AUGGCCUGCAUUCGGGAUGGAUAUGGUGCCCUGCUUGGCGACAGGCCGGACAAGAGGUUCUGUAACAGGUAUCACUGGCGCCUUCUCUUGACCCCAUGCAGAGAUCCGUUAUGGGAUUUCAGCUCCAGAAAGGAGCUGAUUUGCGCCUUUUGUGACUUCAUGGUUGCUCAUGAAGCAAUGAUCCAACAAAGAGUUCUAUAUGGAGACCUUAGCCCAAACAACUUUGUAAUUUCUGAAGGCAUCGGUUAUUUCAUUGAUUUUGAUCACGCAUCAAUCAUAAAGGAGGGCGAGACAUUCACAGUUUCGUUUGGUACUGGAACUGUACCAUAUAUUUCUAUGUGCAUUUUGAAAAAAAUGUCCAAGAACACUGACAUCAUCAAGAAGUCAAAGACAACCAUUGAUGCAAAAAAGAGCAAUAGCAACACCAACAGCAUCGCUCAGCUGGAACUGGUUGAGCACAACUCCAGUGACGACCUUGAGUCCCUUUUUUACAUUUUUUUUGAAUUCGUUUCCAAGUACGGCGGGGCACAUGGUACACUCGCUCCAACUUGGGAUAAGACGACUAUGCCGGUAUCAGAGUACUUCACAGAAUUCAAGCCCAUUAUCAAUGAAUGGCGCACUCGAAUUCAUCGCACAGAGUCCAAUCUCGAAGGAGCCAUCAUUCAUGAGCACAUUUUUCAAAUGCUUGCCAAAUUCAUCACGAAACUCAACAAUGAAGAACCAAGCCCAUUGCCCUCUCCACCCCUUCCAGUGGCUCCUCCAAGUGCCCCAAGUACUCAUCAUACCGGGGCUCCCCCCAUCGUUCAACCCAUGGCAGGGCCUUCCCUACGUCGUUCAUUACGCCUCAGCGCAGGCCAGACCUAA
Suillus plorans is the source of this 864-nucleotide messenger RNA. RefSeq lists its product as uncharacterized. The coding region runs from base 1 to 864 and encodes 287 amino acids. The transcript is spliced from 4 exons. NCBI's taxonomy places the organism in Eukaryota, Fungi, Basidiomycota, Agaricomycetes, Boletales, Suillaceae. The record is from RefSeq and is a predicted model, not a curated record.